Mesorhabditis spiculigera is the source of this 1533-nucleotide messenger RNA. Lineage: Eukaryota; Metazoa; Nematoda; Chromadorea; Rhabditida; Rhabditidae. The record is from the annotation of a GenBank genome assembly.
AUGUCGAAAUUCCCGGCUCGCGGUCUGCCGACGGGCCUGCGCUCGUUGAAUGGGCUGAAGGUGCCGUAUGGGGCCGCCACGGCCGCCUCGAUCCCCUCGCAAGCAGCCGGGCAACAGAGGCAACGCAGCACAUCGACGCGCCUCUCCGGACUCGUCGGCUCCCCGCCAAAGGGCGUCGGCUCCAUCAACGUCGCCACGUUCAAGGGAAUCCGCCUCUUCAGCACUGGCAAAUACCCGUCGCACAAGAAGGUGGCCCUGCCCGCCCUGUCGCCCACCAUGGAGAUGGGCACCGUCGUCUCGUGGCAAAAGAAGGAGGGCGAUCAGCUCGGCGAAGGCGAUCUUCUCUGCGAGAUUGAGACCGAUAAGGCAACGAUGGGCUUCGAAACGCCGGAAGAGGGCUACCUGGCCAAGAUCAUGAUCCAGGAGGGCACCAAGGACGUCCCGAUCGGAAAGUUGCUGUGCAUCAUCGUGGAGAGCAAGGACGAGGUGGCCGCGUUUGCCGAUUACAAGCCGGAGGAGGGCGCCGCCGCUGCUGCCACGCCGCCGGCUUCCCCCAAGAAAGCCGAGCAGCCGAAGCAGGCCGAGCCCGCACAGCCGCAGGUUCAGAAAGUGACCCCGCAGCGAGCCGCGGCCUCUUCCGCUCCGUCUGGCGGCCGUCUCUCUGCCACCCCGUUCGCCCGCAAGAUCGCCAACGAGCAGGGACUCGACCUGAAGAGCGUGUCCGGCUCGGGCCCCGGCGGCCGUAUCCUGGCCGCCGACCUCUCGUCGGCUUCUCCAUCUCCGGCCGGCGGCACCCCACAACAACCAUCGUCGGCGAUCGGCGGCCCCGGCGACUACACCGACAUCACGCUCUCCAACAUGCGCAAGACGAUCGCGAAACGCCUGACCGAGUCGAAGUCGACGAUCCCGCACUACUACCUCAGCUCGGAGAUCAACAUUGACAACGUGCUACAAGUGCGCGAGAAGCUGAACACGCUGCUGGCCAAGGGCGCCGUCGGCGAGCCCACCAAGCUCUCCAUCAACGAUUUUAUCAUCAAGGCUUCUGCCCUGUCGAACAUCCGCGUGCCCGAGUGCAACAGCUUCUGGAUGGACUCGUUCAUCCGCCAGAACAACACCGUCGACGUGUCGGUGGCCGUGUCGACGCCGUCGGGCCUCCUCACGCCGAUCGUCUUCAAUGCUCACUCAAAGGGCCUCGCCACCAUCAGCAGCGAGGUGAAGGAGCUGGCGAAACGGGCGCGCGACGGCAAGCUGCAGCCCCACGAAUUCCAGGGCGGCACGUUCACCGUCUCGAACCUGGGGAUGUUCGGCAGCGUGACCGACUUCACGGCCAUCAUCAACCCGCCGCAGUCGUGCAUCCUGGCCAUUGGAGGCGCCGAGUCGAAGCUUGUCCCCUGCGACAAGGAGGGAUACCGCAAGGUGCAGGUGAUGCGCGUCACGCUGUCGUGCGACCACCGUACCGUGGACGGGGCCGUCGGCGCCCAGUGGCUGAAGCAUUUCAAGGAUUUCCUCGAGAAGCCGCACACGAUGCUCCUC